Bombyx mori (domestic silkworm) is the source of this 2173-nucleotide messenger RNA. RefSeq lists its product as uncharacterized. NCBI's taxonomy places the organism in Eukaryota, Metazoa, Arthropoda, Insecta, Lepidoptera, Bombycidae. The transcript has 2 exons. The coding region runs from base 276 to 749 and encodes 157 amino acids. The record is from RefSeq and is a predicted model, not a curated record. Gene Ontology annotation, molecular function: protein-folding chaperone binding; Hsp90 protein binding. Gene Ontology annotation, cellular component: nucleus; cytosol. Gene Ontology annotation, biological process: protein folding; chaperone-mediated protein complex assembly.
UAGACCAAGCUCAAACCUCUGCCAUCUUCUGCACAUUUCACAUGAUAUCGGUUUAGCUUUCGUUUUACUUACAUAAAAUUCAUGAAUUAAAUGCACUUUUAUUUUAAUAGUACAAACUUGAGAACUAUUUGAGGGGAUUUAAAGAUUUAGCGGAAAUUCAAUAGUGAUUGGCAGCACUGAUUGAAAGUUUGAAGUACUGUCAUUUUUAGAAAAGAAACGAAGCGGCGUCGCUCAAAAGUCAAGAAGCCUUAUUUGCAAUCCGUAAGUAGCUAAACAUGACUUCGCAAGUAACUCCACCAUCAGUAUCUUGGGCUCAGCGAAACGCUCGUAUCUUUUUAACAUUCAAUGUUGAAUGUGAAAAGCCUGAUAUAAACAUUGAACCUAAAUCGAUUACGUUCAAAGGAAUAUGCGAACCAGAAAAAAAAAUGCACGAGGUUUUAAUACCACUUUAUGCUGAAGUUGAUCCUAAAAAGAGCAUGUGGGUUAACAAAGGAAGGUUAAUUGAGGUACUAUUGGCGAAAGAAAAGGUUGAUGAGCCAUACUGGCCUUCAUUAACAAGUGAUAAAAAGAAACACCAUUGGCUUAAAGUGGAUUUUAAUCGCUGGCAAGAUGAAGAUGAAAGUGGAGACGAUUUAGACAAUAUGAAUGACAUGUUUUCGGACAAAGAUAUGAACAUUCAAUUUGGUGGAGAUAAUGAAAAGGAUGAUUCGAGCUCUGGUGAAGAAGAAGAUUUACCUGAUAUAGAAUAAACUGUUGGUCAACAAUUAAAUAGCCAAAAAUUCACUAGUGUUAAGCAUAUGUAAUUAUGGACAAUAUAUUUUGUGCUUUUUGAUUAGAAAUAAGAAAGCACCAAGUCUUACUGUUGUGGUAAAGCUAGGUUAAUUUAGAUUUAAUAAAGGCAAGAAUGUGAGAAACUACAGAAUGUAUGUGCUUCUAAUGUUUUGACUAGCCAGUUUCAGAAACAAACACUUGAACUGUUGUUAUACUUGUAAUAUUAAAUGUUAAGUUCUAUCAUUUUACAUAUAAUAGUGUACAAUGUCCAUUAUUCUGACUUUAAUGGACAUGUUAUCAGUGGCUGGUUCAAAUUCAAGUUUAAAAAUUUUUACUUUGUUAUGUGAAAAAAUACAUUUUAAGUUUUAUAAAAUGGUUUGCUUGUAAAAUUGAAACAUCUUUCAGUUUAAUUAAAACAUUCUGGAAUAAACAAAUGAGAAUCUAUUUAAAUCACAAAUUAUAGCUAUUCACAUAAUAAACUAACAGUUAUUACAAAAGAUAAAUCACUUAUGUUCAAGUGUUUUAAAACUUAUUUUAAACUCAUUUAGAUGAUAUAUAAAAUCGUCUAGACAUAUAUCAUCUAAAACUAUAAGCUUGUUAUGUGUUUUUUUAAAGGCAUUAUCUAUAAGAACAUUAUUAAUAUUAAAACACACUCUUGUAGCAAUAACCAUUUCUGUUCAUCCUUUACAAUUUGCAAACAUGCAAAAUCAAAUUUCUCUUUGCAUGCAAUACAAUACUAAUAAUUUCUAUUUUGUUAAUUUAUUCCUAAUAUAUCUUUGAAUAGAUAUUACGAGAGUUAGGGUUAACCUUGUAAACAUUUUACACAAUUUUAAAGAGAUUUUAGUUUACUGUUCGUUGGGUUUGUAACAUGAUAAAAUUUAGCAUUGUUCAACUGUUAAGACUCAAACAAUUCUUAAAUAUAGGAAACAGUAGAUUUUGUGAUACUAGAAGGAAAAUGGAUGCAAAAAGAAAUUAAAUAUUGAUAAGAUUUAUGUAUCAUUGGCUUAGUGCUCAGUGACCCUGACUACUAUACCACAUGGACCAUGUUCGAUACCCAGUUAGUGUUGAUAUCUCUGUUAAAAAUAUUACAGCACUCAAUAUACUUAUUCUCAUCUUGUUUAUUUCUGGCAUCCUAAUAUAAAGAAAAUAUUAGCUUUUGGCUGUUCUAUGUGAAACAAUUAGGACUUCAGUAACCACUAAACCACCAGACGGGCCGUAAAUUAGUUUACUAUUAAAUAAAUAAAUUAUUUUGAGGUCAGCUGGUACACAAACAUUAUAGAAAUUCCUUGCUUGAUAGACAAACUUCAUUUAUUUUAUAUUACUAUAUGAUGUUUGUCUGUUGGUAACAUUAAUAUUUCAUGUCUAAAACAAUAAAAAAUCUUUAAGUUUUCACACUACACAA